Molecule: messenger RNA, 1752 nt
Organism: Naegleria fowleri
Lineage: Eukaryota; Heterolobosea; Eutetramitea; Acrasida; Naegleriidae
Exons: 1
Coding region: 1-1752 (583 amino acids)
Biological process (GO): transmembrane transport; monoatomic cation transport
Cellular component (GO): membrane
Molecular function (GO): monoatomic cation transmembrane transporter activity
Source: RefSeq, a predicted model, not a curated record
AUGGCUCCUCCAUUGCAAGAAGGAAUGAUCUCUUCGUCCUCAUCGGAUGAGGAACAUCAUCGUGAUGAUGGCAAGCGCUCAAAUCAUUCUCUGCCAGCCACUGCAACCACAACGGUUUCCCAGAAUUCAACUCUCUCAGAUCAUCAUGUGAUGGCGAAUAAUAAUAAUACCAAUAACCAACAUAACAAUUCAUCAUCAAUGGAACGAAAUGGUACGACCUCAUUAAGUCCGCUUCAAAUUGAAACCAUUCCCAACCCGACCACUAAUGAUUCAAAGAGUAGUACCAACCAACAAAACCCACCUUCUUCAGCAGUCUCUUCCGCUUCAUCAGCUUCUUUCAAGAGUCCCAAACAUUCACCAACUCUACCACCUACGCCGACUCAAAUCAAACCAAUUGAAACCAAGGAAUGGCAAGUCGACUUUAGAAAGUUCCCAAUUGUUGAUCCUAAACAAAUUGCUGAAGGAUCUAAGAAGAAGCUCCGCAAAAAGGUUUCCAAGUUCUAUGAGAAGCAAAAUGAAUUGGUGGAAGGAUUCGCUGAACUCUACACAAAUACAGUGACCAAGGAAUUCCUCAGAGAGUCCGAUGAUGAAGGAUGCGAAGGUGAAUCAUUCAUCAAGAAGGGUCAACAAAACAUUUCCGGCAACGAUUCUGGAGACGACGCAACCAAUGGCAAUAACAAUACAAGCAUUAAUGUGGGAGAUGAACACAUUACGAACAAACAGGAUGUUGAUCCAUCCUCGAGUAGCAGCAAGGAGACGAGAUAUGCCAAUUUCUGCAUUCAAGCAAGUUUUUGGGUCAAUGUUUUGUUGGUAUUGUUGAAAGUUUCUGCCAGUUUCUUGUCCUUGUCGCUCUCAGUGAUUACCUCAACAAUUGAUUCCUUGUUGGAUUUGGUAUCUGGUUUAAUUCUAUUCUAUACAAACCGAUUGAAGAACAAGAAGAGUGAUCUUCAUUUGUAUCCAGUUGGAAAGGAACGAUUGGAACCACUGAGUUUUAUCAUCUUUGCCACUUGUAUGGCCACUGCGAGCUUGCAAAUUAUUAAGGAAGGAUUUGUGUCCAUCAUUACAGGACUUGUGACUGGAGAUCCUUAUUUACCAACCAAUUCUGAAAAUAUUGUCGAGUGGUUGAGUAAGCCAGAGUUAUUGAAUGGAUCAAUGGAUUGGAUGUUGGGUGUGAAGAUUCCUGCUCUCUUCAAAAUGAUAUUUUAUAUUUAUGGUUUACUGGUUCUUAUUAUUGCCAUUGUUGCCAAGACCAUUCUCUAUUUCUUGUGCAUACGAGCUAAGGAGUCACCUUCAUGUCAAGCCUAUGCAUUUGACCAUCGUAAUGAUAUUAUGAGUAAUACCUUCCUUGUAUUUUCUCUCUUCAUUUCACAAUGGGUAUGGUGGUUUGAUCCAUUUGGUGCCACCCUUCUCUCCAUUUAUAUUAUUUAUGGAUGGGUCGAAGAAUCUUUGGAACACGUGACCAAACUUGUGGGAUUAACAGCCGAGUCCGAAUUUAUCAAGAAAAUUACAUUCAUUGCUGUCAAUCACAGUGAAAAGAUUAUGAAGGUUGAAACAGUUACAGCUUGGUACAGUGGUAUGAACAUUAUCGCAGAAGUACAUGUUGUGUUGCCACCUGACAUGUCUCUUCGUGAAGCGCAUAAUAUUGGUGAAGAUUUACAAUUGAAAAUAGAGUCUGUUCCUGAAGUAGAGAGAUGCUUUGUACAUUUGGACUUUAAUGAUACUCAUCGAAUUAACAAUAAACAAUUGCAGUAG